GGCAAGUCACAGUCACUUGGCAGUGUGGAUAAUAUCAAUAUGAAACUGUUCCUCGCAGUCGUGUGCUUGGCCGUUGCCGCAUCCGCGGUGGAGAUUGGAGUUCCGUCUCAGGAAAACCCAGUCUUUGGCUACCAUCAAAACUUCGGUAUUGCUGAAGCUGCCAGGAUCAAGAAGGCUGAGGAAGAAACCAGCCCCAGCGCCCAGAGAAUCGUCGGAGGAUCUGUCACUGACAUUUCCAACGUCCCUUACCAGGCUGGUCUCGUGAUCCAAGUUUUGGUCAUCUUCCAAUCCGUGUGCGGUGGUUCCAUCAUCUCCCACAACCGCAUCGUGACCGCUGCUCACUGCAACUGGGACGGUUCUAUCACCGCUAACUCUUUCACCGUUGUGCUUGGCUCCAACUUCCUCUUCUCCGGCGGUAACCGCAUCACCACCAGAGAUGUUGUCAUGCACCCCAACUGGACCCCAACCACCGCUGCCAACGACAUUGCUGUCCUCCGCAUUAGCUCUGUUACUUUCACCAACGUGAUCCAGCCCAUCGCCCUGCCCAGCGGCAACGAGCUCAACAACGACUUCGUCAACUGGAACGCUAUCGCUUCCGGAUACGGUCUUACCGCUGACGGUGCUAACAUCGGUACUACCCAACGUGUCAGCUCCGUGGUACUCCCCGUGAUCUCCAACGCCCAGUGCGCCACCGUCUUCGGCCCAUGGGUGCACAACAGCAACAUCUGCACCAGCGGAGCUGGAGGCAAGGGUACCUGCAGCGGUGACUCCGGCGGCCCUCUCGCCGUUGACAGCAACAACAGGAGAGUCUUGAUCGGAGUUACUUCCUACGGUGCCGCCGCCGGUUGCCAGAUUGGUCUGCCCGCUGCCUUCGCCAGAACCACCUCAUACGUCUCCUGGCUCCAGUCCCAUGUCACAAUACAGUACGUACGCACCUGCAUAAUUGUACCAAUUUUAUCAGUUUAUGGAUUAUAUAUUUGCCGAUUGAUAAGAUUUAAAACAAACACAUAUAAAUUGAACAUGUUACUACAACUCAGUCAGUCGAUCAACUUUUCUAUAAUGAAGCUGUUAGUGGGAGCAGUGUGUUUUGCCUUGACCGUGGUGGUCUCGGCACUUGAGAUACCUCCAGCUCAUGCCAAUACCGUCUUCGGCUACCACUUACAGUACGGUAUUCCAGAAGCCAGAAGGAUACGAAAUUCAGAAUUACUUAAAAUCUCAGGAGGUCAAGUUCAAGAUGUUAAAGAUAUACCGUAUCAGGCUGGAAUCAUAGUUACAAUAAUGUCCUUCUUCACAUCAGUAUGUGGAGCGACCAUUAUUUCUUCAACGCGCCUCCUAACUGCUGCUCACUGUCAUUUUGAUGGAAUGUUCACCGCUCAGUAUUUCACCGUCGUUUUAGGUUCAAAUGCCUUAUUCACUGGUGGUCUACGGAUUGACACGAGGGAUGUGGUGCUACAUCCUAAUUGGAAUCCAACUACUAUUGCUAAUGAUAUAGCCGUCAUACGUGUGAAUCAAUUCAAGUUUACUCCUUCCAUCAUGCCUAUAGCUCUACCCAGUGGCAAUGAGCUCACUAACAACUUCGUGGGGUGGUAUGCGCAGGCUUCAGGCUACGGAAUAACGUUUCAAGGUGGCACCAUAGUAGAUGACCAGCCAAUCAGCUCAGUGAUCGUACCUGUUAUCAGUAAUAACGAAUGUAGAUUAGCAUUCGGAAAUUAUAUUUUGGACACUAUUAUCUGCACCAGUGGGAGGUCAGGGAAGGGUACAUGUGCAGGAGACUCGGGUGGACCUGUUGUUGUGAGGUCUAAUAAUAGACCCAUUGUUGAAAAACCAGUACAUGACAGGAUGAAGAUUGCAUUAGUGUUGAUAUCAGUUUGUGUGAUCGCGAUAGGAGCGGAAAAUCCUUUACAAAAUGGUGUGUACGAUUACCAUAGAAGGAUUGGAAUACCUACAGCUUUUAAGAUUAAACUACGAGAAAGAGAAGCUAUAGAAAAAAACGAAGACAGGAUUGUCGGUGGAUCCUCAACAACUACUCUCUCAGUACCAUACCAGGCUGGUAUAAUCAUAAGGAUAAAUAUCAUAUCCAAUUCAGUAUGUGGUGGUGCUUUGAUAUCUGACAUCAGGGUGCUCACAGCAGCUCACUGCUACAACGACGGUAACAACGUCGCUCAGAGUUUCCAAGUCAUCCUUGGAUCCAACUUCUUGUUCUCUGGUGGCACCAGGAUUGAUACCACCAGCAUCGCCAUCUUCCCUGGAUACAACCCUUGGAUUGCAGCUAAUGAUGUUGCUGUGUUGCGGAUUGACAAAGUCAAUUUCUCAUUGCAAAUCCAACCAAUUAUCCUGCCAUCGGGUAGCGAACUCAACUCGAAUUUCGUCGGAAGCACUGCUCUCGCCUCCGGCUAUGGAAUAACUAGAGACGGUGACAGCGUCAACCUACUCCAAACGAUCAGCUCAGUGAAUUUGCAAGUGAUCUCCAACUCGGAGUGCGGCAACAGUUACGGCCAUGUCAUCCAGAACCACCACCUCUGUACCAGUGGUGCUGGAGGAGUCGGCAUCUGUGGUGGAGACACCGGUGGACCACUUGUUACCACUUUCAAUAAUAGGAGGAUUCUGAUCGGCAUCGGCUCGUUCACAGCGACUGCAGGCUGCCAAGCUGGCUUGCCAUCAGGCUUCUCAAGAGUCACUUCGUUCGUACCUUGGAUUCAUACCAUAUAAUGUAACUGAUAGGUGAUAUAGAAACAAAUAAAUUAUGUCCUAAAAUCAACAA
Messenger RNA from Spodoptera frugiperda (fall armyworm), 2761 nucleotides. RefSeq lists its product as uncharacterized. Gene Ontology annotation, molecular function: serine-type endopeptidase activity. Bases 40 to 2709 code for a protein of 889 amino acids. The transcript is spliced from 15 exons. The record is from RefSeq and is a predicted model, not a curated record. Lineage: Eukaryota; Metazoa; Arthropoda; Insecta; Lepidoptera; Noctuidae. Gene Ontology annotation, biological process: proteolysis.